This is a messenger RNA of Alligator sinensis (Chinese alligator), 3910 nucleotides long. RefSeq names its product DnaJ heat shock protein family (Hsp40) member C3 (gene DNAJC3). Gene Ontology annotation, molecular function: misfolded protein binding; protein-folding chaperone binding. The transcript is spliced from 14 exons. Gene Ontology annotation, cellular component: endoplasmic reticulum. Bases 1 to 1872 code for a protein of 623 amino acids. The record is from RefSeq and is a predicted model, not a curated record. NCBI's taxonomy places the organism in Eukaryota, Metazoa, Chordata, Crocodylia, Alligatoridae. Gene Ontology annotation, biological process: protein folding in endoplasmic reticulum.
AUGUACAGUGCUGCUAUAAUAAUAUUUGGCAAAACAGUGCAAGAAAAAUGCAGACUAUUCAAUGAAAAAGUUGCAAACGUGAAAGAAUCUAUCCUGAAAGGCAAUGUGGCUUUUGCUCUACCAUUGAUGAGAUAUUUUUGGUCAAACAACUGCAAGGAGAAGUGUGGAGAAAAACGAAUACCAGUGUGCAUAGCCUUCACUGAUCCAACGAUAGCCUUCAUACAGUCAACAGACAAGACAUCAACAGUACAUCAACAAACAGGGUGGCAGAGUCCUGUGCCUGAAGCCUGGAUCCACCUUCAGCCACCCCAUCCUGGAGCAGCAGCUUCCUCCCGAUCCAAAGCAGCUGCCACCAGUUCUCACUGCAUUGCGUGUGGAUCAGGCGCAUGCAGCAAGGCGCUGCUGGAGCCGUGGGACUGGAGCUCUUUGCCCAUCAGGAAAGGAGCCGAAUGUGGAAUAAAUGCAGAAGUAGAAAAACAACUUGAAAUGGGCAAGAAGUUACUGGCUGCUGGACAGCUAGCAGAUGCCUUGUCUCACUUUCAUACAGCUAUAGAGGGUGAUUCUGAUAACUACAUUGCCUAUUACAGAAGAGCCACAGUGUAUUUAGCCAUGGGCAAAUCUAAAGCUGCAAUUCGUGAUUUAAGUAAAGUGGUUGAACUUAAGCAGGAUUUCACAUCAGCAAGAUUACAAAGAGGACACUUAUUACUUAAGCAAGGAAAAUUCGAUGAAGCCGAUAAAGACUUCAAAACUGUGCUCAAAUCUAAUCCCAGUGAUAAUGAGGAACAGGAAGCCCGGUCUCGGCUGAUGAAAUCCGAUGAGCUGCAGCGACUGCAUUCACAAGCCCUUUCUGAGUACCGCCGGGAGGAUUACGCUGCUGCCAUUACUCUCCUUGAUGAGAUUCUUGCAGUUUGUCUUUGGGAUGCUGAGCUGCGGGAGCUUCGAGCUGAAUGCUAUAUGAAGGAAGGAGAACUGGGCAAAGCCAUUAAUGACUUAAAGGCUGCUACCAAACUGAGGAGUGACAACACUGAAGCCUUCUAUAAAAUCAGCACAAUAUACUAUCAUCUGGGGGACCAUGAGCUGUCACUCAGUGAAGUCCGAGAAUGCCUGAAACUUGACCAAGACCAUAAACCAUGUUUUUCUCACUAUAAACAAGUCAAAAAACUUAAUAAGCAGAUCAUAUCAGCAGAAGAACUUAUAAAAGAGGGAAGGUACGCGGAUGCCAUCAGUAAAUAUGAAUCUGUAAUGAAAACUGAGCCAAAUGUCCCAGUUUAUGCUACUCAUGCCAAAGAAAGAAUCUGCCACUGUUUCUCUAAGGAUCAGCGGUCUGUUGAAGCCAUAAAAGCUUGCACAGAACUUCUGCACCUGGAACCAUCCAAUGUGAAUGCCCUAAAAGACAGAGCAGAAGCCUAUUUAUUAGAAGAAAUGUAUGAGGAAGCUGUUAAAGAUUAUGAAACUGCUCAAGCCAACAGUGAAAAUGAUCAACAGAUUCGUGAAGGUCUGGAGAGAGCCCAGAAGAUGCUGAAGCAGUCUCAGAAGAGAGAUUAUUACAAAAUUUUAGGAAUAAAAAGAAAUGCUCGAAAACAAGAAAUAAUCAAAGCAUACAGAAAGCUAGCAUCACAGUGGCACCCUGAUAACUUCCAGAGUGAAGAGGAGAAGAGGCAAGCAGAAAAGAAGUUUAUUGAUAUAGCAGCAGCUAAAGAAGUCCUUACUGACCCAGAGAUGAGAAAGAAGUUUGAUGCAGGAGAGGAUCCAUUAGAUGCGGAGAGCCAGCAGGGUGGAGGACACCCUUUCCACAGAAGCUGGAACACAUGGCAAGGAUUCAACCCGUUUGGUUCAGGAGGACCAUUUACAUUUAAAUUCCACUACAGUUAGAACAAGACUAGUUUCCUGUGGCUGCUGCUUUACCAAACUUUAAAAAAAAUAAAACUCUCAUUUCAAGACUCUAAACAUAUGUUAUCCUUAACCAAAGAGUUUCUUACUACAAGAAAAGUUCACUUUAAUAUUGAAGCAGUUUGCUGUAUUGCGUUGAUAGUGGUGAGUGGGCUGGACAGGAUUCAUUAGUGCUGUUAUAUUUGCACAAGGGUAUAUGCAGAAUAGUCAUUCCUCCGAGUGAAAAAGAAACAGUAGGAUACUAUUCAGGAAAGCACUUAAUCACAUGCUGAAAUCCUCCUGAAGUUAAUGUGAUUUAAGUCAAUGUAACUUAAGCCUAUGCUUAAUGUUAAAGAUGCAUUUACAUUCUGUUUUAAUUAGGACAUUAUAGAAGUAGAAAAGAUUGGUAAUUACGUGUAGAUUCACAAAUGAGGAAAAAAAAAGAGUUGCCAGAGUCAGUGGAAUGAUUCAGCAUCUCUCAGCGUUCUUAAAAUAUACUAGUAAUUUGCCCAGCUACUGAACUGUAUUAAUAGCGGCAAUGAUGCCCUAUGUAUAGGCACCCAUGUAGAACCUAUGCAUAGGUCAGAAAGGCCACUACAGAAACAGUAAAUCAUAUUUCAACUGAAAAGCAACCUAAUUAAAUAAGAAUAUUCUCCCAGUCUAUCUCAUGAUGCACUUCAGUUCCUCACAGUACUUUUGCUCUGCUAAUAAAGCUCACAUAACUCUGGAGAAUUAAGUCCUGUAUUGGUAAGAGGAACAUUAUCAGUACAGAUGCAGUUGCAAGCACAACUCAUGCUCUUCCCUUAUUUAUAACAUCAACCCACAUAUUCUGGGACAUAAUUAUAGGGUCAUAUAGGACACAAAAAUGCACUUUGAUGGGUACAAAAGGUAAUGGAUGCUGUCUUCAUCUUUAUUUUUACUAUUAAACUAGAAUCAAAGUGAUCCUUGCCAUCUACAUUUGGCUUUAACUUGUCACUUCUCAUACUUGCAAUCUUAAGUUCGUGGGAGGAAAACCACGAACAAGAUGUCAGUUAUCUGAACAAAACGUAUCUUUUUUUUUUUUUUCCUUCUAGAGUUUUCACUUCUUUGUCUGAUUCUAACCUGCUACUUGACUCUGUUGGAUUUCUGCCUCUCACAAAAGCUAAUCCAGUUAAAGGAUCGUUAAUGCUGUUCUCGGACUAUGUGUAAAUGUGUUUCUUCCUAGCUGUUUGUUUAUUAAGUAGCAUUCUAUUUAGACACAUGUACAUUUUGUCGUGCUGUUUGAGGCUUUGAGUUUUAUGCUUUGUAAACUAUGGGUAGCAGAUUAUGCACAAUUUUGAGGGAGAAGCAAGGGAGAAGAGAAUAGGAAAUUGUCCAUGAUUUCCAUUUGGUCAUGAAGAACAAGCCUAGAGUAUAGCCAGUGGGAGGAAGUAUAGGUCUGUACGUGCACUUUAAUAUGCAUUACCCUAUUUUAAUGCAUCUUAAAGCAUCACUAGAAACCAUGGGCACUUGUACACGAGCAUGGGAGGUAGCUCCGAUGCGCUAUAAUUGCAGCGUGUCAGAUCAGACGCAAUUUAAUAAUCUGGUGGAGCAUGGCAAUUACCAUGCUCUAAGAUGUUCGGUCUACUUGUGGCCUAAGUGGAAGUCAGAUAGUACAAACUACACAUGAACGGAAUAACCUCUAUUUAAUAUAACGGGUGUUUACAGCACAAUGGCUUUCAGUAGUUUUUCAGCAAGCAGUACUUUUGAUCAUUUAAAAUCCUAAAAUAAGCAUAAAAUAUCAUUAACCUAAAGUGCCUGCUCAUGGUACCUCAGUUUUAUUCUAAAUUCUAUUUAAAAAUGUUAUCAACCAAUUUACAAAUGAAGACUUGAUAAAACUACUAUUUUAUGGUUAAUACUAAAAUGUUCAGAACUGACUUAUGACAUUAUGAAAUUAACUUGUAAACUUUUGAUAGAGCUUAAAAUUCCCUGUCACAUUUUUCAAAAGCAGCAAAAUACCAGUUGUAAUUAAGUUACUUCCAAGUAUGCCAGUUUUAUUUACAAUGGAGAUACGUUAGUUAUU